Prorocentrum cordatum is the source of this 1327-nucleotide messenger RNA. Lineage: Eukaryota; Dinophyceae; Prorocentrales; Prorocentraceae. The record is from the annotation of a GenBank genome assembly.
GUACCACGGCACCCCAAAGGCGACCAAGGUGCAGGCGGAGCUCACGCGCUCGGCCGUGACGCUGGGGGGGCUGCCCCUGGGGCCCGGCGUGGUGCUCGACCUGGGGGCCGGGGGCCUCCUCAGCACCGUCAGCUUCCAGGCUCUGGCGAUCGAGAGCGGGCCCUCCGGGAGCCCCCCCUUUGUGCUCGCCAUCGACACGAGCGCCGCGAUGCUCGCCACGGCCUCCUGCGAGAGCCGGCUCGGGGGCAUCGGCAUCCCGAAGCUGGGCGCGUCGGUGGCAGGGACGCGCGGGCAGGACCGCGAGGAGGCCGACGUGUCCGAGGGCGUGCGGUGGUGCCGCACGCGCUGCGACGCGCUCCUGGCCGACAUGGCGCAGCCGCUCCCCUUGCGCCGGGCAGUGGUCGACGGGGUCCUGUCCGUGAGCGCCGUGCAGUGGCUGGUCGACGAGCAGCGCCGGGCCACCAGCACGGAGCACGGGGGCUCCAGCGGCUCCACCUCCGGGCCAGCUGGCGCAGCGGCGCGUCCCGAGGAGCCGCUCGGCUGCGCGGCUGGCGGCGCCGAAGCGCCACAGCCGCCCGGCCUCGCAGGCGGGGCCGCCACGGAGGGGGGCGGCGAGCAGCCUCGGCUGCGCCGGCUGUUCGGGUCUCUCCGCGCGGCCUCCGCGCCCGGGGCGAGGCUGGCGAUGCAGUUCUACCCGCCGAGGCCGGCUUCGAGGCGGAGGUCGUGCUCGACUUCCCGCACCGCGGCGCCGCGAAGAAGUGGGUGCUGGCCGCGCGCCUGCCUCGCGGCGGCGGGGUCGCUGCGUUGGCGCCUCGGAGCAAGUGGUGCGCCUUGUGCUGGCCAGUCGUCACCGCGUGCUGCGCCCUGCAGCAGGAGCUCGAGGACGCCCUUACUCGCGAGCGCGUCCAGUAUCAGCACAUCGAGGCCGCCCUGCGCCUCUCCCGGUGCGGCCGCCGCAUCUGCGCCGCCGCCGACGGCGGCUCCGUGGAGGACGAGCAGGUGCGCGCGCGCAUCGAGGGCGAGAUGCACCCGCUGAAGCGGGAGCUAGCCGUCCGCCUCGCGCGCAGGCUGGGCCUCUCGCGGCCCGGCGCGCACGAGGCGCACGAUCCGCCAGAGGAGCCGGACGGUGCGAGGAAGCGGCAGCGCACGGGCGGGGCCUCUGGCGCCGAGGACGCCGAGGGGCCCCGGGCCCCGCAGGGCGGCACGCGGACCGAGCUGCGGUCGGCCAUCUCGGACAGGCUCCCGGAGGUGCUGCAGGUGCUGCACGAGGCGCCCUCGGAGUGCUGGGUGCUGCCGCCGCCGCCGCUGGACACCGCCCUGGAGCUCU